Boeremia exigua is the source of this 1018-nucleotide messenger RNA. RefSeq lists its product as uncharacterized. The transcript has a single exon. NCBI's taxonomy places the organism in Eukaryota, Fungi, Ascomycota, Dothideomycetes, Pleosporales, Didymellaceae. The coding region runs from base 235 to 903 and encodes 222 amino acids. The record is from RefSeq and is a predicted model, not a curated record.
AUCCAUUCCCAGUGGUUUUAUUGCCAGUCUGUAUACUUGGCAUCCGAAGCUGAUCAGGUACCGAUCUCAGUUCUCCCAAAGUGCAACUUCCGCAGACAUCUUUCCGUCAACAACCUAGACCUCCUAUUCUGAUCCUUACUCAAUUCUCGUGGCUCCCACCGUGUCUGUACACUUUCCACAUUCACACUCGAGCCCAGAAUUUCGCCAGCAGUGUAGCUGCCAACGUCAACAUCUAUGUCUUCGGUGACGCGCAUCAUCAGCUUGUCCAAAGAAUCAUGCGGCCUCACGACAGAUAAAGGGGUUCUGAUCUCAGCCGAAAUCGUCAGAUCAGUAAACACGAUGUCAUUUCACGUAUCCUGCACAUUCAAUCCAGAUGCGACCCGCGCCUCUACAUCCGCACGCAACGCUUCCAAUGAGAUAUUUGUCGGCCGGCCGUGUAUAAAUCUUCCGCCUCGCUGCUCUCAUCCGGUACCUACUGCUAUAACUGGUCUACCUGAUGGAUCCGAACGCCCUGAUGCUCGAGGGCAGAUUGCAAGUGAAAGUAUUGUCAAUUGUGUACAUGGCUGUUGUAGGUGUGUUGACGUGCGGAAGAUAAAUUCGGAAUGGCGACCCUUCAGAGUGCUCAAAGCACGUGGGAAUGAAGUCCGCGAUGAUGCUGUGCACGAACGGUGUGAUGGAGUGGCGAAUAACGAGGUUUCUACAAUAGUUAUACAACUCCGUGGGUGUUUGAGGGAGACAAUCGUGGUGCGCCUGCGUUUAGUAGACAGUCUGCUGUCAUGGUCACCUAAGCUGGGUUCAGCUACUUAUGUGUUUGCGCAUUCAUUGUUACGGUUUGUCUUACAUGUUUGUGUUCGUUUUCUCUUUUAUCAACAACAAAGGCGUCAUUUCAUUUUGGUGAAAUAAGCGGACAAAGAUCCAACCAACUCUUACGCCUGAGCUACCAGAGUAUGAGAGAUCCUACGGAAUGGAACAAGAGCAAUUGUGAUGUGUAGGAAGUUUCGUAACAAACGAACAGGAU